GGAGAACUAUGAGACGGUGACCUCGCUGGGAUUCCCCCUUCUCAAACCUGAUCUGAUCAGCCGGCUGGAACGAGGGGAAGAGCCGUGGGUGCCCGAUCUCCAGUCCUGUGAGGGAAGAGAGAUCCCAAGAGGCUCCCACACAGGUGAUGAGAGAGUAAGUGAGACCGAGGAGGGGAAUCAACAGCAGGAAGUUCCUGGGCACAGAGAAUCACAGGGGACCUUUUUGGGAAGAGCUGAAGGGAAUUUUUCCCAGUGCUUGGAACAGGGACAAGCCUGGGGAAAUUGGCAGAGCUCAGAGAGGCUGCUGAGAAACCACUCAAGGGAGCAGAUGGAUGAAUCUUUUAUCUGUGGGAAAGGAUACAGGGAUCCCACAGCCCAUCACAUAACCCCUAAGGAAGACAAACACUAUUUAUGCCUCGGUUAUGGAAAAGGAUUCUUUCUGAGACCACAGUUUGUUUCACCUCAGACAAUUCAUACUGAAGAGAAAUCACUUCAAUGCUCGGACCGUGGGGAAAGAUUCAAUAACCGCUCAGAUCUUAAUAACCAUGGGAGAAGCCACACAGGAGAGAAACCCACUCAGUGCCUUGAGGGCAGGAAUUGUUUGAAUUGGAAGUCAACACUGAUUACACAUCAGGCAAUCCACACUGGAGAGAGACCCCAUAAGUGCUUAAUCUGUGGGAAAAGUUUCGUAUGGAGGUCAGCCCUACUUAGACAUCAGAGAAAACACACAGGAGAGAGACCGCAUAAGUGCUUAGAGUGUGGGAAAAGUUUCGUAGAGAGGUCAGGCCUUGCUAAACAUCAGAUAAUCCACACAGGAGAGAAAUCCCAUAAGUGUUUGGACUGUGGGAAAAGUUUCACACAAAGAUCAAAUCUUAUGGAACAUCAGAGAAUACACACCGGAGACAGACCCCAUAAGUGCUUAGACUGUGGGAAAAGUUUCAUACAGAGGUCUGCCCUUCUCAAACAUCAGGCAAUCCACACUGGAGAGAGACCGCAUAAAUGCUUAAUCUGUGAAAAAAGUUUUAUACAGAAAUCAACCCUUCUUAUUCAUCAGGCAAUCCACACUGGAGAGAGACCCCACAAGUGCUUAGACUGUGGGAAAAGUUUUAUACAGAGAUCAGCCCUUCUUAUUCAUCAGGCAAUCCACACUGGAGUAAGACCCCAUAAGUGCUUAAUCUGUGGGAGAGGUUUCAUACGGAGGUCAGACCUUGUUAAACAUGAGGAAAUCCACACUGGAGAGAGACCCCAUAAGUGCUUAGACUGUGGAAAAAGUUUCGUACGGAGGUCAAAUCUUCUUGUACAUCAAAAAAUCCACACUGGAGAGAGACUCCAUCAGUGCUUAGACUGUGGAAAAAGUUUCAUACGGAGGUCUGACCUUGUUAAACAUCAAGCAAUCCAUACAAGAGGGAGACCAUAAGUGUUUGAAAAGUGUGUAAAAGGUAUUUGGGACCAUUCCAAGAAAUAGAGACUAGAACUUUGAAAUGUAACUUGGUAUUGUUAAGUAAUCGAAAGAAGAUAGUAGUGCUGUUGAUUAAUUGCAAUUAACUUGCAUGAUUAACUC
Terrapene triunguis (Three-toed box turtle) is the source of this 1561-nucleotide messenger RNA. RefSeq names its product zinc finger protein 239-like. The record is from RefSeq and is a predicted model, not a curated record. Gene Ontology annotation, molecular function: DNA-binding transcription factor activity, RNA polymerase II-specific; RNA polymerase II cis-regulatory region sequence-specific DNA binding. Gene Ontology annotation, biological process: regulation of transcription by RNA polymerase II. Gene Ontology annotation, cellular component: nucleus. NCBI's taxonomy places the organism in Eukaryota, Metazoa, Chordata, Testudines, Emydidae. The transcript has 3 exons. The coding region runs from base 329 to 1417 and encodes 362 amino acids.